Molecule: messenger RNA, 979 nt
Organism: Aspergillus steynii IBT 23096
Lineage: Eukaryota; Fungi; Ascomycota; Eurotiomycetes; Eurotiales; Aspergillaceae
Product: mitochondrial pyruvate carrier family protein
Exons: 4
Coding region: 220-744 (174 amino acids)
Biological process (GO): pyruvate import into mitochondria
Cellular component (GO): mitochondrial inner membrane
Molecular function (GO): pyruvate transmembrane transporter activity
Source: RefSeq, a predicted model, not a curated record
GAUACUUGGAGUGAUCGUCUUUCUCUAUCUGUGUUUCCUUUCUCUUCUUCUAUAGACUAGGGUUUAAGGCGACCGGCGGUUUUCUUCGCGUCUUCUCUUCCGGUUCCGUGUUACCUGUACUUUAAUACCCGGCGCAAAAGCAAACUUUCGCCCUCCCUUCUCAACUCUCAACUCUCCACUCUCCGAUUUCUCGGGUUCCUCGAAAAAAACAACUACACAAUGUCGUCUCGUCUUGGACUUCGCUUCUUCCAGAACGCCCGCGCGGGCUUCCGCAACUCCGGUCCCUUCCGUCGGCCUGGUGCCCAGGGUUUCCGGUUCCAGAGCUACGAUGCUGCCGCGGCCGACAAGCAGAGCACUUUCCAGCGUAUGUGGAACAGCCCGGUCGGUGUGAAGACGGUGCAUUUCUGGGCCCCUGUCAUGAAGUGGGCUCUCGUCAUCGCCGGUAUCUCCGACUUCAGCCGUCCCGCCGAAAAGCUCUCCCUUACUCAGAACGGCGCCCUGAUGGCCACCGGAGCCAUCUGGACUCGCUGGUGCAUGAUCAUCACGCCCAAGAACUACCUGCUCGCUGCCGUUAACUUCUUCCUCGGCUGUGUCGGUGUCGUCCAGGUCACUCGUAUCGUCAACUACCGCCGUAGCCUGGAUGGCUCGACAACAGAGGCCGUGAAGGAACUGGAGCACGAGGUCGCCGAUUCCGCCAAGGCUGUUGCCGAUAAGGCUGAGAAGACCGUCGAGAAGUCGACCUGAUUUGCUCUGGAGAUUGCGUGUGAUUCGACGGACUAGAUUAGCGUUCUUAUCUGGGGAUUGCAUUGUCUUCUCGCCCACUGGUACCUGGUUUGGUUUUCCGGAACUCCGCUUGCAUGGAUAGCAGACAUAGAUGGGCCUGCAUGGGCCUGCACGGCAAAGAAAGCAGCUGGCAUUUUGUAUAUAUUGAAUUGAUGUUUAGCAGUUUCGUCUGUCAACAUACAAAUUGGUGUUAGAC